AACCUUCUAAAUGCUGCAGUUGUGCACAUAACUAUGGACUGCCUAUUUCAUUCUCAUAUGACGUUCAAAACCCAAGAAAAACCCUAUCUUAAUAUAAGCUUUCACAACAUCGUUUCACAGGAGACUGGAGAAGGAAGUCGCAAGUUUGGAGUUGCAGAACAAUGGGGAAGACAACCUACAUGAGGCUGCAAGGAAGCCAGAGCCUAAGGCUCCCUUUGAUGCUCUCGACCCUCUCUUCAACACCGAUUAUCAUCGAGAACAUUCGACCCGACGAUAUCUGGCCGGGCCUCCGUCCGCACGAAGUCUCCCUUCUUCGCUUGAUCGAGAAAAUUUGUGACGAUUGCGUUGUCGAAAUCAACGAAACGGGCACAAAAUUGAAGUACAAACCGGGAAUUGUUAUGGGUGGAAAACAUCUCGUGCAUGAUUGUGGAGUUAGUCGAUCCAUGGGAUAUUUUCUGGAGCCAUUAAUUGUGCUUGCUUUGUUUGCGAAGAAACCUCUUUCAAUAAGGCUCAAAGGAAUAACUAAUGACUCCAAGGAUCCAUGUGUUGAUACUUUCCGAUCAACUACAUUACCCAUGUUAAAGCGUUUUGGAGUUCCUUCAGAAGGGUUGGAGCUGAAAAUUGAAAGUCGGGGAGCUCCCCCUCAUGGUGGCGGUGAAGUUAUUCUGACAGUUCCAAUUGUUCAGAAGAGUUUGACAGCAGUCACUUGGAUUGAUGAAGGAAUGGUUAAAAGAAUUAGAGGAGUCAGUUUUUCUACUAAAGUGUCUGUGCAGUUUGAAAAUAUCAUGUUACAUGCUGCUCGUGGAAUCUUUAAUCGCUUGCUUCCAGAUGUUCAUAUAUUUACGGACCAUAAAAGUGGCCCUCAAGCUGGAAAAUCCCCUGGUUAUGGCAUAUCACUGGUUGCUGAGACUACAUCUGGUUGUUUCAUCUCAGCUGAUACUGCAGUUUGUUACGCACGAGGGGAAGAAGCAGAGGACAUGGAAGAUGAAGGGAAUAAAGAGCUGUCGCUGCCCGAGGAUAUUGGUGAGCAAGUUGCAUCGGUUCUACUUGGGGAGAUAGAGCAAGGGGGAGUGGUGGAUUCAACACACCAGGGUUUGUUGUUUCUUCUUUGUGCUCUAUGCCCACCAGAUGUUUCAAAGGUUCGAGUUGGAAAGCUGUCUCCAUAUGGUAUAGAAACGCUAAGACACAUCAGAGAUUUUCUGGACGUUAAAUUUGUUAUCAAGCCUGAACCGGCUACGGAGACUGUCAUACUCAAAUGCGUUGGAUGCGGAUUGACGAAUCUCUCCAGAAAAGUUUCAUGAUCACCACCAAUAUAAUUGGCGAGAUGCUCGACAUGCAUGAUGCAUCAAGGAAAAUGUGGAUGCCUCUUAGCUUUUUCUGCAUUUUCUUCCUGUUAAUAUGAGAGUUUUGCUUUCAGCUAGUGAGCUAGGAGGAUCAAGAUCCCCAAGAAGGGUUCUAUUUUAAUUUUUAUUAUUUUUCAAAAAUUUAUUUAUAUUUUAACUAUAUUAAGUUCAUAUAAUCACUUUAUUUUCAUUUUAA
Messenger RNA from Malania oleifera, 1539 nucleotides. RefSeq names its product probable RNA 3'-terminal phosphate cyclase-like protein. The transcript has 6 exons. Gene Ontology annotation, molecular function: RNA endonuclease activity. Gene Ontology annotation, biological process: ribosome biogenesis; endonucleolytic cleavage of tricistronic rRNA transcript (SSU-rRNA, 5.8S rRNA, LSU-rRNA). The record is from RefSeq and is a predicted model, not a curated record. Gene Ontology annotation, cellular component: nucleolus. Lineage: Eukaryota; Viridiplantae; Streptophyta; Magnoliopsida; Santalales; Ximeniaceae. Bases 162 to 1301 code for a protein of 379 amino acids.